Messenger RNA from Phaeoacremonium minimum UCRPA7, 432 nucleotides. Its product is annotated as putative d- protein. The transcript is spliced from 2 exons. Lineage: Eukaryota; Fungi; Ascomycota; Sordariomycetes; Togniniales; Togniniaceae. Bases 1 to 432 code for a protein of 143 amino acids. The record is from RefSeq and is a predicted model, not a curated record.
AUGUCGCAGCCUAUAAUUCGCGACUUUAGAGCCGACUUUGUAUAUAACAACUUCGGCUACGACAUGGUCGGUCGGGCCAUCGAAAAGUUGACGGGUAAGAGCCUUGGUGCAAACUUCAAGGAGAAGCUGUUUGGACCGCUUGGGAUGUCCCGGACAUCUACCCAGGACAUUCCAAACAACACCAACGCUGCUAAGGCCUAUUUCGCACUGGACGAUGCUUCUCCUUUUGAAGUUCCCAUUCCCAUCAUCUCGGACCAAGCCCUCAUGGCAUCAGCCGGAGAAGAAGGCCAAGACAUUGACUUUGAGAAGUUGGCCACCACUGCUAGAGAGACAAGCACCACGCUGGCGUCCAAGAUCGAAUCUACACUUGAGGAGAAGCAUGAAAAGAACACCAAGCCUCUAGAGCUCAAGGCCUACGUGGGACGAUAUUAG